This is a messenger RNA of Microplitis mediator, 3786 nucleotides long. RefSeq lists its product as uncharacterized. The record is from RefSeq and is a predicted model, not a curated record. NCBI's taxonomy places the organism in Eukaryota, Metazoa, Arthropoda, Insecta, Hymenoptera, Braconidae. The coding region runs from base 125 to 3490 and encodes 1121 amino acids. The transcript is spliced from 12 exons.
AGUAUUUAUCAGUCAGUGGUGGUCACGACACAAACGCGUCAACACGUGCUGCAUAUCACAUCAAGUAAUCACUUAAUUCAUGUUAUUUGUUUAUCCGCGUCAGAGCAAUUAAUUAGGGAAAACAAUGUUGGGCAUGAGUAAUUUUGUUAUUUUAUUACUUUGCGGCUUGAUACUUUUUAUUGUUGAGGCAAAAAAAGCGGAGUAUAUUAUUGAGAAUGAUCCUGAAAAUCCUGAAGUAACGAGCCCGCUGGGAAAAAUCAGAGGAUCACUUAUGAAAACGCGAUUGGGCAAAACCAUUUAUUCGUUUCGUGGUAUCAGGUAUGGCGAGCCACCAGUUGGUCAGCUGCGAUUUAAACAAGCAGUGCCGGUAAAACCGUGGAACGAUACAUUCGACGCAACACAAGAGGGUCCAUCUUGCGGCUGGACGAAAUUUGGGCUUCAAUCAGAAGACUGCCUUCGUCUUAACAUCUACACCACCAAGCUUCCAGAAGCCGAUUCCGUACCCCGUCCAGUCAUAGUCUUCUUUCAUCCUGGUGGUUUUUAUGGUGGUUCUGGCCAGAGCACUUACUCUGGGCCUAAGUAUUACCUUGACCAGGACAUCGUUCUAGUUACCUGCAACUACAGAUUAGCAUCUUUGGGAUUCCUAAGUACUGGAGAUAGUCUAGCUCCAGGAAAUAUUGGUCUCAAGGAUCAGGUAGAGGUACUUCGAUUCGUACAGAAGAAUAUCCGUUGCUUCAACGGUGAUCCAGAUUGUGUUACUAUCUCAGGUCACAGCGCAGGUGGAUGGAGUGUCUCUCUUCAUCUAGUAUCUCCAAUGUCCAAAGGUCUCUUCCAUCGCGCGAUCUCCAUGUCUGGAGCAGCUACCUACCAGAACCCUCUUCCACUCCAUCAAAAAGAUCUCGCUGAGAAGCAGGCACGUUUGCUCGAUUGUCCAACCGACUCAACUAGCAGUAUGCUGGACUGUCUGAGAACUAAAACUUUUGAAGAAAUCAGUGGAAGCUUAUCAAAGUUCUUCGAAUGGCACGGAGAUCCUAUUCUAGUCUGGUCUCCGGUAGUGGAACCAGAUAUACCGGGUGUCGAACGCUUUCUUACCGAUCAACCAGUAAAUUUAAUCAAACAAGGAAAGUUCCAUCAAGUUCCCUAUAUCGCAGGAAUCACCAAAGAUGAAUUCGCUGGCGUAGUUGUUAGACUAAUUGAAGAAUCUACGAAUGGCAACAAUGAAAUAUUCGAUGACAUCAAUGCUAAUUGGACAAAAAUUGCACCAAUAAGUUUCCUCUACGAACGGGACACUACUAAGUCUCUAUCAAUCAGUCAAAGCUUACGACAGUUUUAUCUCAAAGGCAAACCCGCUGGAAUUGAUAAUUAUAAAGGACUGGGUGAGCUGUAUGCGGAUGGCGUAACUAUCUACGGCGUGCACCGAUUGAUGAACCUGCUCGGCAAAUACUCGACUAAACCUGUUUAUUACUACAAAUUCUCUUAUCAAGGUCGUUACAGUCACGCUACAUGGUCCGAUAAAAAACCUUACGGAGUCGUUCAUCAUGACGAAUUACUUUACUUCUUCAAUAAUGGCUUCUUUCCUUACUUCGAAGCUGACGCUCCUGAAAUCCCAACAGUAAGACGUAUGACUUCAAUGUGGGCCAAUUUCGCACGCACAGGAGAACCCAUUCCUGUUGGCAACGAUGACUUUUUGAAUGUCACCUGGACACCUUUUACGCGGGAAAAUCAAGCAUAUCUUGAAAUAAAUGAUGAUCUGGUCAUGAAACAAAAUUUAUAUACUGAUAGGAUGAAUGAAUGGGACAAAUUGUUUCCCAUUGAAUUAAUGAGACUCUUCAUUUUGUUUGUCACUUUGUGCGCUGCAGAAAAUAUGAAUCAUCCCGAACUCUCGAUAUCACUGGGAAAGGUAAAGGGUUCGAUGAUGCGAACACGACUAAAUAAAGAUAUAUAUGCAUUUCGAGGGCUGCGUUAUGCGGAAUCUCCUGUUGGAAAACGACGUUUCGGAGUCGCGGUACCUGCUAAAGCUUGGGAAGGAGUUUUUGAUGCUUCUGAAGAAGGUCCAUCAUGUCCAAGAGUAGGUGGCCAAUCACCACAAGACGAUUGUUUAUGCGUCAAUGUUUAUACGAAAAAGAUUCCAACAUCAGGGGAAAAUUGUACCAAAAGUCCGGUAAUAGUAUUCUUCCACCCUGGAGGAUUCUAUGGAUUUUCAGGUCAAAGUUAUUUAUUUGGACCUCAAUAUCUACUGGACGAAGAUGUUGUUUUGGUAACAGUUAACUUUCGGUUGGGCGCCAUAGGCUUUACUGCUACUGGAGACGAAGAAUUUCCAGGAAAUUUAGGGCUGAAGGACCAGGUCCAAGCAUUGCGUUGGGUGCAACAGAAUAUAGCAGCUUUCAAUGGUGAUCCAAACUGCGUAACGAUUGUUGGUUAUAGUGCAGGAUCUUGGAGCACUGCACUCCAUAUGCUGUCACCAAUGUCACGUGGUCUCUUUCACCGCGUGGUUUCUAUGAGUGGAUCUCCGACCAAGGGCGAAAAACUUCAGUAUCAGCAAGUUGACAUCGCCGAAAAACAAGCCCGACUUGUCGAUUGUCCUUCUGAAAAUUCCAAAGUUAUGCGCGAGUGUUUUGAAACCGUCCCAGGGGAUAAAAUGGCAGCGACUGUGAACAAUUUUACUGAGUGGCACGGUGAUCCAAUUCGUUACUGGUCACCGGUAGUGGAACCUGAUAUCCCAGGACUCGAGAGGUUUAUCGUCGAUCAGCCGAUUGAUAUUAUUAGACGUGGUGAUUUUCAUAAAGUGCCUUUUAUGGCUGGAUCUACUUUGGAUGAAUUUGGUUCCCGAGUUAGAACUGCAGUGACUGAAGCCCGGAAUGGGAAUAAUUCAAUUUUUGAAGACUUGAAUGAUAAUUGGAAUCACAUUGCACCAAUAGCCUUCCAAUAUGAACGCGAUACCAUAAGAUCUAAGCAAAUAAGUCAAGAGUUACGAGAUUUUUACUUUAAAAAUGAGAAAAUUGGCUUACAGAAUUGGCCAGCACUUGCUCAUUUAUAUGGAGACGCUAUAGUAUCCUUCCCAAUACAUCGCCUGGUUGAUCUAGUCUCCAAACACUCGGACCAGCCAGUUUAUUAUUAUCAUUUCGUUUAUCAAGGGCGUUUUAGCUGGAACACUUGGGAUGAUACCAAAAAACCAUUUGGUGUUGUCCAUCACGACGAUUUGAUGUAUCUAUUCUACAUGAAACGAUUCUUUCCAUUUUUUGAGCCAAAUGCACCGGAAAUACCAACUGUCGAACAUAUGACAGCCAUGUGGGCGAGUUUUGCUAAAACUGGUAAUCCCAUUCCGAAAAACAACCGACUGUUUCAAGAUGUCACUUGGGAACCAUUUCAACCCGAAAUUAAACAAUAUCUGGAAAUUAAUAGUACAUUGACUAUGAAGUAUAAUCUUAAUGCCGAAAGAAUGGAAGCUUUUGAAAGAAUUUUCCCAUUAUCACCUCUACAAAAAUACUAAACAGAAUUUUCUACGAACCGACUUGACCCUUUCCCUUACGCUAAUACGAAAAUAUCGCACUUCCUGAAGUACCUUGAGGAUCACGCCGACGGACUCACUAGCCCUACGUUCAAAACAUAACGCAGCCGUCUACCUAAUUCGAAGGCGAGUGUGACGAACACGCGAAUUAGAAAUUUCCACCACACCUGCAACGGAAAGUUUGGAUCUCUGUCAUGGGUUUAGGAAAAUUUCACGCAUGCACGUUUUUAUUUGAUUUGAUUUCCGAUAAGAUGGAAGCGCAACUUUCUUCUCGUUAU